This is a messenger RNA of Fusarium tjaetaba, 468 nucleotides long. Its product is annotated as polyketide cyclase dehydrase. The transcript has a single exon. Bases 1 to 468 code for a protein of 155 amino acids. The record is from RefSeq and is a predicted model, not a curated record. NCBI's taxonomy places the organism in Eukaryota, Fungi, Ascomycota, Sordariomycetes, Hypocreales, Nectriaceae.
AUGGCUCAGCAUCAGCUUGAUGAAUACGUCUGUGUCACUCGCGAGAUAAAUGCCCCUGUUGCCGAAGUUUGGGGCAUGAUUGCUGGCUUUGGGGCUGAGAAAGCGUGGUAUCCUGGUUGCCUUCGACUCUCUGUUGAAGGCUUUGGGAUCGGCAGCACUCGCACCUUUGACUACGAGUAUCCUGAAGGAGAGCAUAAAGGAGAGCGCUAUACAUUUUCGGAGGAGAUGACCGAGGUUGACGCAGCGAACCAUUCUAUGACACUCAGAGUGCGCAGGCCUGACUAUCCCGAUAUGAUCGCUUAUGGAACUACAAUCCUGGACUCUCUGGGACCUAACAAGACGCAAUUCCGUUGGCUUGCGAAUGGUAGCCCUCUGCCUGAUGCGUACACGGCAAUUCUGCGAAAAGAUCUCGACUUUCGAUUCAACCAACUCAUUGAUGCUAUUGCUGCCGUGGUUGAGUCAAAGUGA